AGUCGCUCGGCAGACCUCGAGACGGACGGAGCGCGCCUUCCUCUCCUCUCACUUCACUUUUCUACUCUUCUCUUCUCUCUGCCUCGCCUGCAGCGCAGCCGAGCGAUACGCCGAGUAUAGAGCAGCAGCAGCAGCAGCAGCAGCAGCAGCAGCAAGGGGAGAAGGAGAGCAAUAACGCGAGUGUGUGCCACUGCGACGAGCGGACUUGCGUCGGACUCCUGCUGUAUAACUUAACCCGCGGCGCAGUGCUCUGUGUGCAGCGGAUCUCUCUCUCUCUUCCUCUCUCUGGAUUUUCCGUAGCCGCGUUCUUGUGUGCGUGCGCGCUGCUACGUAUACGACUGUUCGAGAUAAGGUGCAAUUGCGCGAGGCUCACGUGCUCUAGGCGCCUCGCCCGCAAGAGUGGGAGAGAGGGACAGCAUCUCUCUCUCUCUCUGCGCCUCAGCUGACACUUGUUUUUCCGCCGCAGCAGCCGCGCAGCGCUAUCGCCGUCGAUGUGCGGGUGUCGCUGUGACCGAUGAACUCUGGGGACGCGCAGCGGCAGCGUUGCUGAGGAGCGCCGAUCAAGUUCAAAGAAACAGCGGCAGCAGCUCGUUCCACGCAGAGCCCAAGGAGCAGCGCCGAGAGCAGCCUGGAGAUUAACUAAAUUAAUGAAAUUGCUGCCCAACAUCCAGCUGCCGCAGCUUCCGCCGGUCUCCGGGGCCAGCAGCGGCAUGACGGGCAUGGACUCGCGCCUGCCCCCGGGCAUCUCGCUGCCCUUCAGCCCGACCGACCUGCUCUGGCGCUACGGGCCCGCCAUGAGCUUCUCGCCCACGGCCCACCCGCCGCCCAGUCCCCUGCUCGACUUCAAGACCCACCUGCCCACGAGUCUCGCCUCCGACCCGCGACUCUGGUCGCGCGAGGACGUGGCCGCCUUCCUGCGCUGGGCCGAGCGCGAGUUCGACCUGCCGCAGUUCGACAUGGACAUGUUCCAGAUGAACGGCAAGGCGCUCUGCCUGCUGACCAAGGCCGACCUCGGCGAGCGCUGCCCCGGCGCCGGCGACGUGCUCCACAACGUCCUGGGCAUGCUGGCCCGCGACUUCAACCAGCUGCAGCGCUGCCUGCCCGGCUCGCCCGUCACGCCGACCCGGCCCUCGGCCGCCACCGCCUACCCGCUCAGCCCGCACUCGCACCCGCCGACGCCCACCUGGGCCGACAGCCCCUACGCGGCCAACCUCGCCUCGCUCAUGUCGGCCAACUCGGUCACGCUCUCGCCGGCGCCCUCGCUCGACAGCCAGGCCGGCUCGCCCGGCCACGCGAGCAGCGCCGACGGCAGCGGCCACCAGGCCGGACACCCCUACAAGAGCGACUCCGACGAGGACAACCAGCAGCUCGGCAGCGCCAGCCCGCCCGCCACGCCCACGGCCCUCGCGGCCCAGCGGCUCAGCGAGGUCUGCGUCAAGGACCAGCCCAGCCCCACGCUGCCGCCCCAGAUGAUGCCCCUGACGCCCGGCGCCUUCAGGCCCGCCAGCGCCAGCAGCGCCAGCAGCGCCAGCAGCGCCGCCCGCGAGUUCUUCCCGAGCGACUCGCCCGAGCCCAACACCAACGGCAGGCUGCUCUGGGACUUCCUGCAGCAGCUGCUCAACGACCCGUCGCAGCGCUACACGCACUACAUCGCCUGGAAGAGCAGGGAGACCGGCGUCUUCAAGAUCGUCGACCCGCCCGGCCUCGCCCGGCUCUGGGGCAUCCAGAAGAACCACCUCUCGAUGAACUACGACAAGAUGAGCCGCGCUCUGCGCUACUACUACCGCGUCAACAUCCUGCGGAAGGUCCAGGGCGAGCGCCACUGCUACCAGUUCCUGCGCAACCCCACGGAGCUCAAGAACAUCAAGAACAUCUCGCUCUUACGCCAGCAGAUGCGGAUCAAGUCCGAGCCCGAGGAGGAGGGCUCGCUCUCCGGCGGCAGCAUGGAGCCCGAGAUGGACAUGCCCACGGAUCUCUCGAUGUCGAGCAUGAACCCGCCCUCGAGUCCGCACCAGCAGCACCAGAUGCAGCAGCAGCAGCACCACCACCACCAACCGCCGCCGCCGCCGUCGCCGCACCCCCAGCCUCUCUCGCUGCACGACCCCCCGGCCAAGUACAGGAGUCACGCGUACAGCCUCGUCAAGCAGGAGCAGCAGCAGCAGCAGCAGCAGCAGCAGCAGCAGCAACACUCGGAGGACAGGAAGUGACGCGACGUCUGAUACUCGUCGCCUGCAGCGAUCCGGAAUCCAGAGCCGAGCGAGGAAACCGCUCGAGCCUCCCACGUGUGAUCAUCGCGAUAUGUUGAAAACGAAGCGGGGAGAAGAAUUUAGAGAGAAAGACAGCGCCGAGUUCUGUUCCGUUUCUUUGUUUGCUUAUACCUUUGUUGUGGAUUUUCGUGUUUACGAGACAGACCGAAAGAGAGGGGGAGACUCUUCCUCGGAGAGGAGUACCAAAGUGCAAUGGACUCGUUUUCCCGAGAAUCACGAUUUCUUCCGUAUUUAAGUACAACAGCGUUAUAUAUGUUAUAACUCAUCACAAGAAUAUAGCUAUACAUGCAAAUAUAUACACACACCUUCGUGCGAGACGAGACUGGAAGACUACACUGCCGCUGCCGACGCCACACGUCUUCUACGGGGAAGCUCCAAAAGCUGUUCCUCCCACGCCUCCGCAGCGACAGCCCGCCAUCCUUGGAUUUGAAUACAUCCACGCGUCGAAGACACACGCAUCUAGAUGAUAUAUACUCUUCGUUACAACGAACCUCGAGUCAAGAUUAUACACGUUAAAAACGCGCAACUCUGCGCUCGACGACACAUGGUUCUUUUUUGUUCUUCGGAGAGAGUUGAGACUUUGGUUUAACUUUUUCUUACUUACGAUUUUCUUUAUUUUUUACCUCCUAUUACUGCUACUACUUCUUCUACAUUACAUUUUUUUGUUGACAUACUCGUAAUAACUGCGAUGCCACGAUAUGUUAUUAGAGAGAUUCAGCCAUUGUUCGCGUUCGCGACGUUAUAAAUUAUUAAUCACUGUGAAAUCGGUUCGACGAUUUGCCUACGCGCAUUUCGCAAAUGCACGAGAGUGACAGAGAGAGAGAGAGAGAGAGAGAGAGAGAACGUUUGCGUGAACAGUAAGACUGUAUGGAUGUGCGUGUAAAUGGCGAUAUUGAAGUAGAGUUUACUGUUAUGAAUGACGCGAGAAAAAAAACGUUAUAAAAAAUCAUCCGUGUGCCAAGAACAAUAAUUUGUUGCUAUGUAACCUACGUAUAAUGACGAGUAGGAGAAAUGUGUGGAAUCGCUAGCUGUACGGUCUUCGAUCAAUGGUGCGGAUUUUUAACGGUCGAGACACACCACGUGCGUGUUGUAAUUGUAAUCGAUUAUACUCUAGUAAGUGCAUAAGUUUGUAAAUAAGUUGCUUGCUAUAAAGCAAAUUAAAGAAAUGAGCGAAAAAGUAUAUCUACCGUGUGGAAAAAACAUAGAAGGAAUUUAUGGAAAUUUGGGGCCAGAGUUAUAUACAUGAAUUUAUACAUAAAAAAGUAUAGAUAUAUAUAUAUAGAUAUACAUAAAUACAUGAUAUAUUUUACUACCAAAAUUUAUAUUCGAAAUUUCUACGUCGUUGCUGGGUGUGUGAUUUACAUUCCACGACCAGGCUUGCACUGGCUCGACCAACUACUUCGGUGCAGAAAAUUUAUAGAUGACGCGUGCUAGUGGCAAUCCAGAGUAAUACAUUUCGAAUGUAAUUGUGUAUUGUAUUUUUUCACGAAUCCUUACUGAUUUUCGCGAGAAAACUACUUAUAAAGUUCAACUGUGAAAGUUUGUACAAAGGAAGCAAUUCCUUUAAUAAGCAUGUAAAAGAGGUCUGCGAAAUUCCGUUGUCAUAGAAAAUUUCUCAAGACUAAAAACGUUGAAUUCUUCCAAUGCUGAAGAUCAACACACUUUAGGGAAAAGAUUAUGAAAUAAUGAAAUUAUUUUUUUUACUCAACGGAAAAUUUGUUGCUAUAAGUAUGUGAUAAAAAAUAUCUUUUAUUUUUAUUUACUCAUGCUGAUAAGUUUUCUAUGCCAACUGAUAGGAAAUUCUUAUUAAAGAACCUCGAGUGAUUACCGUAGAUUUGAAAUUUGUAUCUGGCUACUUGUAUACUGUGAUCUCUGUAAGGUUUAAAGGAGCGAAUAUGUAUAUAAUUAAAUUGAAAGAUUAAGGAUGUUAAUUGAGAAGACAAAUGUAUACCCUUUCUAGAGAAGAUUAAUUAUCAAUAUUAAGAGUAUACAUGUAUUCGUAUGUGUAAUAUACAUACAUACAUGUAUUUAUAUAUACAUUACAUUUAGUUUUUGUUUACAAAGUGUAAAUAAUUUAUACUCGAAAAUUGGUGUACAAGAAGAAAAAGCACCACUGGCAUAUAUUAUAGAUCUUAGGGAUGAUAAAAACGACCCCGGCGCGGUAAAACAUGGUGAAAAGAGUUUAUAUUGCGUAAAAAUAAGUGAGAGAUAAAACUUGUAUAAAAAUUAUAACGUCUGUAAAAUUUUAGAUUUAGAAUCAUUUUAUUAUAUUAUAUAAAUUGUUACUGAAAAAUGAUAGAUACGAAUGUUGUAAAUAUAGACCUAUUUACUUAUUAAGAAGGAA
Messenger RNA from Nasonia vitripennis (jewel wasp), 4611 nucleotides. RefSeq names its product ets DNA-binding protein pokkuri (gene aop). Gene Ontology annotation, biological process: regulation of transcription by RNA polymerase II; cell differentiation. Gene Ontology annotation, molecular function: sequence-specific DNA binding; DNA-binding transcription factor activity, RNA polymerase II-specific. NCBI's taxonomy places the organism in Eukaryota, Metazoa, Arthropoda, Insecta, Hymenoptera, Pteromalidae. The transcript is spliced from 5 exons. Bases 648 to 2207 code for a protein of 519 amino acids. Gene Ontology annotation, cellular component: nucleus. The record is from RefSeq and is a predicted model, not a curated record.